Chironomus riparius is the source of this 742-nucleotide messenger RNA. Lineage: Eukaryota; Metazoa; Arthropoda; Insecta; Diptera; Chironomidae. The record is from the annotation of a GenBank genome assembly.
GUUCAAUAAUAUCUUCCUUUUCUAAACGAACCUUAAAAUGGGUUUUACAAGAUUCGUUGAAACUGGACGCAUCGCCCGAAUUUCUCGUGGCAGAUAUAAGGGCAAGCUUGUUGCUAUUGUCGAUGUGAUCGAUCAAAACAGAGUUCUCAUCGAUGGACCAUUAACUCGUGUACCCCGUCAACAAUAUCCAGUCAGUCACUUGCAUCUGACAAAGUUUGUUGUCAAAUUUCCAUUCACAGCACCAACACGUAUCGUCAAGAAAGCACUUGAAGAUUACAAAUUUAAGGAAAAGUGGAGCCAAACACUCUGGGCAGAACGUGCAAAGGCAAAGAGAUUGCGUUCAAAUCUUACAGACUUCGAACGUUUCAAGAUCCGAAAUGUUAAGAGAUCAAAGAAUCGUAUGAUUGCACCAGUCUUUGACAAGCUUAAGAAACAAGCAUCAAAGAGUGGUAUGCUCUUUGGAAAGCCUGUGAAAGGAACUAAACCAUUGCCAGCAAAGAAACCUAAAGUAGAGGGUGCAGUAAAGAAGAAGGCACCAAAAAAGAAGGUCGCAACUAAAAAGCCAGCAAAGAAGUAAAGAUAAUCUGUUUCAAGAAUUAAAGUGACAUUUUUAAUCCAUCAAAAUCGGUCAUUGAAUGUGUAAUUGUGAACAUCCAAUUGAAUUUAAGUAAAUAAAAUCACAAUUUGUUUAUUCCUUAAAAGAAUAAAAAUUUCAUGCUACCAACUCAUUCAUUAUUUAUAA